AUGGCAAGGCAACCCUUGCCUUGUCCUUUCCAAGAACCAAUGACAGCACCCAAGCACAUGCAAGAUGGCUCAACGGCAGUAGCUGAGCGGUUGGAAACAAUUAAUUUAAGUGAUGACCCCUUUGUCCCAAGACCCAUCUCUGUCAGUGUUCAUUUAACGGAGGAAGAAAGGGAAGCUUUGGUGUCGUUGUUGAAAGAAUUUCGAGAUGUGUUUGCUUGGAGUUACGAAGAGAUGCCCGGCCUUAAUCCAAACUUGGUAAGUCAUACGCUGAAUAUUGAGUUCGGUGCAAGACCUGUUGUACAACCACGAAGGAAUUUUCAUCCUGAAAUUGAGAAGCAAAUCAAGGUGGAAAUUGAAAAGCUGCUAGCCGCUGGAUUCAUCAAGCCAAUCAAACACCCGACCUGGCUAGCAAAUAUCGUACCCGUGAAGAAGAAAACUGGGGUAAUCAGAAUAUGCACAGACUACCGUGAUCUCAAUCGAGCCUGCCCAAAGAUGAGUUCCCGCUGCCCAACAUGGAUAUCUUGA
This is a messenger RNA of Prunus armeniaca (apricot), 525 nucleotides long. The record is from the annotation of a GenBank genome assembly. Lineage: Eukaryota; Viridiplantae; Streptophyta; Magnoliopsida; Rosales; Rosaceae.